AUGCAACGUUGCCGCAAUAGCAUGUGUGGUAGUCCAAAUAUUAUGCAAUGGCCACGUCACUUUAUUCACUACGACAUGAAAAGUACUGUCGAAUCUACUGCAGUACUUCGGUCGCGUUCGAAAAUCAGACGCUGUCGAACAUCGUUUAACGCAUAUCAGCUGUAUGUGCUUGAGACAACAUUCCUGAUCACUCAAUAUCCAAAUAUUGCUGUACGGGAAGAGCUUGCCGUCAGAUUGAAUCUAUCCGAACCAAGAAUACAGGUAUGGUUCCAGAACCGGCGUGCUAAAUGGCGGAAAGACAACAGAACCGCACAAACGACGUAUGUUGUUGUAGGACAACCGCACUGGUGUUACCAUUCAAGCACAACUCAGAAACCACCAACAAUGGCGAUCAAAAACGACGAUGCUCCUAUCGACUUGUCCCUGAAACCUCGUCGCGAUAUUCCGAAUGAAACGAAGGGUUCUAUUUGUUUCCAGAAUUUACUUAGUGUUCAAGAACCAACACCAAUCAUAAUCCCGUAUAAUAGCUUUAUGGAAUGGCUAUCAGCUUUAAUUUGGUGCGACAAAGAACGGGAUAUCCUCGAAGACACACUAAGACGAGAAAUCGCCCAGAAGCCUAACCGAAUAAGCGAGCGCAGUGGUACUGGUGCGGAAGAAAGACGACAAGUUUGGUACCAAUUUAUCGACCCCGGAGGGAUGAAAGGCUUGGUGAGCACUAGGGCGGAUUCGAACCUCCGAUCGAUCGUGCAGCAAGCGGAACCUCUAACCGCUACACUACAUCCGCCCCUACUAAUCCUGAAACGCCCAACGGAGCUGCGUCAAUUGUUGCGUCGUUGUCCAAUACGGGGAGAUGCCAUUGCGCGGGAAACAAGGAGUUUUGAAUUGCCUCAUGUGGAGGACAAGGAUCUCGUUGUGUUUUUCUUUCUUGUCGCUACGCCAAUGACAGAAGUCGAGAUGAAGAAGCCGCAAAGUAAUCUACACCCUCCGCCUCAUGCACCUCCUCAGCCUCCUCCACACGCUCCUAAAACUUCUAAAGAUCCUCAAGCAGAGCGUACAUUGGAAUUAAACGGACAUGUUGGUCUUGACGCCCUACCCCAUCAGUUGGUCAAAAAGUCCGUUGAGGCCGGAUUUCAAUUCAACCUUAUGUGCGUAGGCGAGACGGGAAUGGGGAAAACAACCUUAAUUGAGUCUCUCUUCAAUAUGAAACUGGAUUUCGAGCCGUGCAGCCACGAGCUAAAGACAGUCGAGUUGCGCACAAGGGCCUACGAAGUUGCUGAAGGAGGGAUUCGCGUGAAGCUUAGGCUGGUGGAGACUGCUGGCUUCGGAGAUCAGUUGGACAAAGAUCAAAGUGCGCGAGUGAUAGUGGACUAUUUGGAGGCACAAUUUGAACGGUAUCUACAGGAAGAGCUAAAAGUUCGUCGUGCGUUGAACUACUUCGACGACUCAAGGAUACAUGCUUGUCUGUAUUUUAUAUCGCCGACAGGACAUGGCCUCAAGGCUCUGGACUUGGUGACGUUGCGUGAGCUCGCCAAACGGGUCAAUGUGAUACCAGUGAUUGCGAAGUCCGACACGACAUGCAAGGACGAGCUGACCCGUUUCAAAAAUAAGAUCCUCAGCGAGCUACGCAGUCACAAAAUUGAAAUCUAUCAGUUUCCGACAGACGACGAAACUGUGGCGCAAGCAAAUGCGGAGAUGAACAAUGCGGUGCCGUUCGCUGUGGUUGGCAGCUGCGAUUUUGUCAAGAAAGAGAAUGGGUUGCGUGUAAGAGCCAGGAAGUAUCCCUGGGGGAUUGUUGAGGUGGAAAAUGAGCAGCACUGUGACUUCGUAAAGCUUAGAGAGGCGCUGAUCCGCACCAAUGUGGAUUCCCUAAGGGAAAGAACACACAAUGUGCUCUACGAGAGUUACCGCCGUGAGCGUCUACGUGCUCUGCAGAUGGGGGAUGGAGAUACCGGGCCGAAGAUAGUGGAGAUGUAUACAUUGAAGCAGAAGGAAUACAACGACGAGUUUGCUCGCCGCGAAGUUAAGAUACGUGAGGACUUCCAGAAAACUCUUGAAGCCAAAGAGGCGGAACUGCGGCAAAGGGAGGAAGCGUUAAAUGUCCGCUCUCGUGAUGUAGAAGAGCAAGCAGCCCAAGAGUUGCGACGUCUCGAUCAAGAAAUCCGUAACCUCCAGGAUGAACGCACACGUUUGCUGGCAAAAGCUGUCAAGAAGAUGAAGAGACAACCAUCCACGGUCAGUCCGCAAAAACAUUGUUGCGACGUUUGUCUACAAUAA
Necator americanus (New World hookworm) is the source of this 2274-nucleotide messenger RNA. RefSeq lists its product as uncharacterized. Gene Ontology annotation, biological process: cytoskeleton-dependent cytokinesis; intracellular protein localization; regulation of transcription by RNA polymerase II. The coding region runs from base 1 to 2274 and encodes 757 amino acids. The record is from RefSeq and is a predicted model, not a curated record. Gene Ontology annotation, molecular function: GTP binding; DNA-binding transcription factor activity, RNA polymerase II-specific; molecular adaptor activity. Lineage: Eukaryota; Metazoa; Nematoda; Chromadorea; Rhabditida; Ancylostomatidae. The transcript is spliced from 22 exons. Gene Ontology annotation, cellular component: septin ring; septin complex; microtubule cytoskeleton.